AUGACCAAGCGGACGCGCGUCACGGCGCCGGACCUCGCGCCCGAGCUCCUCGAAGCGAUCGUCGCGUUCGUACCGCGGCAGCACGACGUGCACGUGCUUCUUGCGUCGCUACCCGCCGCGCAGCUAUCGACGCCGCUGCUGGGCUUGCGUAGGCUCUUUGUAGCAUUGUACCGUGGCCGCCUCGGCGUCGACGGCGUCACGCUCUGGCCACGACUCUGCCUUCCGCACGCCCUGCCCGACGACGCGGCCUUGCUCGCGCACCUGAGCGCCGCCUUGUCGCUCUACCCCAGCACCGUCGCGCUCUCGUGGAGCAGUGCCCGAGUCGUCGUGCCCGCCUCGACCUCGAUCGCACUGACGCUACCGAGCCCGGUGCCAUUUGCUUCGUGGCCGAGCGAGCGACUAACAGCGCUCUCCGUCACACUCAGCCCGCGCGCGGCGUGGACGCGCGGCGCGCUCGUCGAGCUGUGCACUGGCCUGCGACACCUACCGAUGCUGUCCCGCCUGUGUGUGCACUGGGCGCACGCCGCCGAGGACUUUGGCUGCCUACUGCAAGCCAUUACGCUCUCGCACGUCGUCGAUCUCGAGCUCCAGUUUGCGCGCGACGACCGCAUGAGCUGGAACGCGGACGCGGUGUCGACGAUCGCGUCCUGGCUGCAAGCCCGGCCCGUCACCACGCUCACGCUCGGCUUUCUCAAAGUCGACGAACCAUCGGUCGCCGCCUUUUGCGCGGCCCUCCACGCCUGCCGCACGCUGCAGUCGCUGUCACUGGACCAAGGCGCGCUGGCCCACGCCUACUUUGUGGAUGCUCACGUGCCGCCGACGCUGACGUCCCUUGCCGUGCACGGCUGUCGCUACACCGGCAUGCGCAGCAUCAUGGCGUGUCUUCAGCACGCGCAGCUCGAGGUCCUCUGCCUCUCGUUCCGAAUGCACGAGCCGCGCAAGGACGACGAGCUGCUCCGCUUCGUCACGGAGACCCUCCCGACGCUGACCCGGCUGCGGUCACUGGACUUGCCGCACUACAGCUUUUGCCCGGCCUCGGUCGCCGC
Messenger RNA from Saprolegnia parasitica CBS 223.65, 1046 nucleotides. RefSeq lists its product as hypothetical. The annotation marks the transcript as partial. Lineage: Eukaryota; Oomycota; Saprolegniomycetes; Saprolegniales; Saprolegniaceae. The transcript has a single exon. The record is from RefSeq and is a predicted model, not a curated record.